Messenger RNA from Ambispora leptoticha, 451 nucleotides. Lineage: Eukaryota; Fungi; Glomeromycota; Glomeromycetes; Archaeosporales; Ambisporaceae. The record is from the annotation of a GenBank genome assembly.
AUGAAGCAGAAUGACAAACUGUCCUUUCAACACAUUUCCAAAAAACUAGAACUUCGCCAACCCAAUAAAGAAGCAGUUCAAACAUUUUUAGAACAUUAUUACAAUUCUGAAAAUAAUCCUGAAAAAUUAUCAGAAUAUAUUCUCUCCGUAGCCACUGGAGUCGGAAAAACUUACAUAAUUGCCACUAUCUUAAACUAUUUAACUGAAACCGAAAAGAUAACUAAUUUUCUAAUUGUGGCUCCUGGAAAAAUAAUCAGAGAAAAGACCAUUAACAAUUUUUCACUUAACAAACCUAAUUCUUUGGCUGAUAAAAUAACUAUCAAACCACCGUAUAUUAUUGAUAUCAAAAAUUUUCACACCGCCAAAACUACUGAUAAAAAUUCGGUUAAAUUAUUUAUUUUUACCGUUCAAUCUUUAACUCAAGCCAAAGGCAAAACCGCUCGCAAAACUA